This is a messenger RNA of Xyrauchen texanus (razorback sucker), 2382 nucleotides long. It is a transcript of the gene smpdl3b, whose product is annotated as sphingomyelin phosphodiesterase acid like 3B. The record is from RefSeq and is a predicted model, not a curated record. NCBI's taxonomy places the organism in Eukaryota, Metazoa, Chordata, Actinopteri, Cypriniformes, Catostomidae. The transcript is spliced from 6 exons. The coding region runs from base 425 to 1363 and encodes 312 amino acids.
GACAAAUAUAAAUUGUGCCUAGAUAUGAUUAAUAUUUAAGUGAGUUGGACCAUAAAAACUAUGGACUAGCAGUGUUGGCAAAAGGGCCAGUUCUAGGGUUACCCUUGGUCAUUUUGCAGACUGACUGAGAGGGGGAGCAGCAGAAGGAAAAUCUAGGGGGACAGUGCCUCCCUUUGCCUUGCCAUAGACCCAGCCAUGGUUGGUAAUUUGAUGAAGAACCAGUAUGACUUUAUUAAGGUCUUGCUUAAGAAUGGUCUGAACCCUUUUUCACAGGGAUGAUACACCUCACGUGCCAGAUGAUCAUUUGGGAGAAGCACCCGUCCUGAAUAUAAUCGGCAACCUCACCAACUUCAUUAAAGCUCUUUUUCCUAACACCAAGGUGUAUUCUGCUCUUGGAAAUCAUGACUACCAUCCAAAGAGUCAAAUGCCACCUGAACAAAGCAACAUUUAUGAGCAUACCGCAAACCUGUGGCAAGACUGGCUAGAUCCUACUUCUAAAGAAUCCUUUAAAAUAGCUGGAUAUUACACAGAGAAGUUGCUGAAUCAAACUGGCUUCAGAGUUGUGGUCCUAAAUACUAAUCUCUAUUACGAUCAGAACAAACUCACUGAAAACAUCAAAGACCCUGCAGACCAGUUCAACUGGGCGGAUAAAGUGCUUCGCGACGCAGCCAAGAAUAAUGAAAAGGUUUACCUCAUUGGUCACGUCCCUCCUGGUUUCUUUGAGAAGAAGCGACAAAAGCCCUGGUUCAGACAAGAGUUCAAUAAGCGCUAUAUAGACCUUAUAAAGAAGCACCAUGAUGUUAUAUUGGGCCAGUUCUUCGGUCAUCACCACACUGACAGCUUCCGCUUGUUCUACAGUUCAAAUGGAUCUCCAAUAAGUGCAAUGUUCCUGACUCCUGGAGUUACACCCUGGAAAACAACACUGCCUGGUGUCAUGGAUGGUGCAAAUAAUCCUGGCAUUAGGGUCUUUGAGUAUGACACCAAAACACUUUUGGUCAAGGAUGUGGUAACCUACUACUUGAACUUGACUUACGCAAACAUCGCACGUGCGCGUUGGGAGAAGGAGUAUCGGCUGACAGAGGCAUUUCAUGUGCCCGAUGCCUCCCCUGCCUCCAUGCAUCGUGUGCUGGAGCAAAUAUCAAAAGAGAAGUGUUACCUACAGAAGUACUAUGAAUACAACUCCGUCAGUUACGACCUCACAGACUGCAACGCUGACUGCCGUAUUGAUCAUGUGUGCUCAGUUCGGGAAGUUGACUUUGACGACUAUGAGCGCUGCGUGCUGAAGGAGGGAGCGACCUCUACUGGCCCAGUGCUAUUUACUCUGUUUCUGUCAUUGACGCAAAGUCUUUUGUGGAUGAACUAAUCACAUCAUUACGCUGUAUAUUGCUCAGAUACAUCAGAUAUAUAUUUAUCAGACAUGAUAAAUAGUAUAGUGGGCACCAGAAAUCUUAAGUCCACAAGUGAUAAUGCUUCUUAUCGCAUUUUUCUAAUUUAAUAGAAUUUUCAUUAUAAAUUAUCAGAUCUAAGCAUGGUAAUUAUCAUAAAUUUGCUUUGAUAAGUGACCUAAAAAUAUCUUAAAUAUUUUACAUUCAUUGUAGGUCUUUUGAAUUUUUCAAAAUCCUAUUUUUAGGUUCAAAACAGAUUUUGAAUCACAGAUUUUCAGUGUGGACUCAGACAUGUGGUCCCUAUUGUGAAGUUUGAUAAGAUUACUGUCAGCUGAUCAAUCUAGUCUCAUUUUAAAUAGAAUUGUUUAUUUGAGUUGGAGUUUGAAUCACAUAAUGGAACUGUUCUCGUCAGUAUUUAAAGCUGAAGUAUGUAAUAUGCAGAGUAAGUAUAAGUAAGCCAUUCAUAUGUUAAUUGGUAACACUAUACAAUAAGUUGUCAUUUGUUAACAUUAGUUAAUGCAUUAGGUAUCAUGAACAAACAAUUAUCAAUAUAUUGUUUACAGCAUUUAUGAAUCUUUGUUAAUGUUAGUUAAUAAAAAAUGCAAUUGCCCAUUGUUAGUUCAUGUUAACUAAAGUAGUUAACUAACAUAAACAAAUGGAACCUGUAAUCCCCAAUAACGUUACUAAACCAAUGGCGUGAGUUGGGGGCGGGCAAUCUCUUUGUUUGACCAAUGGCAGACAGGGGGCGUAUUCAGAAAGCUGUUUAGAAAACACAAUAUAUUGCAAUUCCGUUUGGUGGCGCAGAAAUUACAUACUUCAACUUUAAAGUCAACAAACAAAAUUUUAUUCAUAUACUCGAUAUGUUAUGAUUUAUAUAUAUUUAUUGAACUGUCUCUCGCUCUUAAAACUCUUUACUUAAAGGCAUUCACACUAGUGAUUUUCAGCGACAAUGCAAUCUCCUGUGACAGGGGUUCUCAAAUUGGGGUCUGGGGACCCC